AUGUUCCAGGCUCCUGUUGUGCCUCGCUUGAGGAAACGGUCUAGGGCAGCGGAAGCCGGCAUCCCCAGGCAUGAAGAGGUGAAAUUUGAGGAUGUCAGACUGUACCUGGUGGAGAAGAAAAUGGGCCGCAGCAGGAGAAGCUUUCUGACCCAGCUGGCCAGGUCAAAGGGCUUUAUUGUGGACGACGUCCUCAGCGAUAAGGUCACUCAUGUGGUGUCAGAGGACAGUCAGGCUUCAUCCCUGUGGGCAUGGCUGAAUGGGUGUGGCCUGAAGAAUCUAUCCAUGAUGCAGGUGUUGGACAUCAGCUGGUUCACUGACAGCAUGGGAGCGGGGAGACCUGUCGCUGUGGAAACCAGACACCUCAUUCAGGACACCUUGCCCACAUUGCCAGAAGGUUCUCCACCCACUGCUGUGGCCACAGUCUCUCAAUACGCCUGCCAGAGACGGACAACUAUAGAAAACAACAACAAGAUUUUCACAGAUGCUUUUGAAGUGCUUGCUGAGAGCUAUGAAUUCAAUGAGAACGAAGGUCCAUGUCUGGCCUUCAGGAGAGCUGCUUCUGUCCUGAAGAGUCUGCCCUGGGCGGUGGAGUGCCUGGGGGCCACUGAGGACCUGCCAUGCCUGGGGGAUCACACUAAGGCAGUCAUGGAGGAGAUCCUUCUAUAUGGCCGUUCGUUUGAAGUUGAGAGCAUACUUUCUAAUGAGAGGUAUCAAAUGUUAAAGCUGUUCACAAGUGUGUUUGGGGUUGGACCUAAGACGGCGGAGAAGUGGUACCGCAGAGGGCUCCGCUCAUUCAGUGACAUUCUGGCAGAGCCCAGCAUUCAACUCAACCGGAUGCAGCAAACCGGUUUUCUGCAUUAUGGAGACAUCUCCAGGGCUGUCAGCAAAGCGGAGGCCCGAGCCCUGGGGAACAUUAUUGACGAAGCUGUCCACGCGAUCACGCCGGACGCCAUACUAGCACUGACAGGUGGCUUUCGCAGGGGGAAGGAGUUCGGCCACGACGUCGACUUUAUCGUGACCGCACUCGAGCUGGGGAAGGAGGAGAGUCUGCUCCUAGACAUUAUCGAUAGACUGAAACAUCAUGGUAUCCUCCUCUACUGUGAAUACCAGGCCUCCACCUUCGAUAUAUCAAAGCUUCCCAGUCACAAGUUUGAGGCCAUGGACCACUUUGCGAAGUGCUUCCUGAUCUUGCGUUUGGAGGGCAGCCAAGUAGACGGAGGUCUCAACAUUGCUGAGGGGGACAGCAGGGGCUGGAGGGGCGUACGCGUGGACUUAGUGUCGCCGCCGGUGGAUCGUUACGCCUAUGCUCUGCUGGGCUGGACCGGAUCCAGGCAGUUUGAGAGAGACCUGAGGAGGUACGCUCGAUCUGAGAGGCGGAUGCUUUUGGACAACCACGCCCUGUACGACAAAAAAAAGAAAGAGUUCCUGGCAGCUACGACUGAAAAGGACAUCUUUGCCCAUCUGGGUCUAGAGUACAUUGAGCCUUGGCAGAGAAAUGCGUAG
This is a messenger RNA of Scomber japonicus (chub mackerel), 1503 nucleotides long. RefSeq names its product deoxynucleotidyltransferase, terminal (gene dntt). The record is from RefSeq and is a predicted model, not a curated record. Bases 1 to 1503 code for a protein of 500 amino acids. Gene Ontology annotation, cellular component: nucleus. The transcript has 11 exons. Gene Ontology annotation, biological process: double-strand break repair via nonhomologous end joining. Gene Ontology annotation, molecular function: DNA binding; DNA nucleotidylexotransferase activity; DNA-directed DNA polymerase activity. Lineage: Eukaryota; Metazoa; Chordata; Actinopteri; Scombriformes; Scombridae.